Molecule: messenger RNA, 1581 nt
Organism: Caenorhabditis elegans
Lineage: Eukaryota; Metazoa; Nematoda; Chromadorea; Rhabditida; Rhabditidae
Gene: ced-8
Product: Cell death abnormality protein 8
Exons: 9
Coding region: 111-1487 (458 amino acids)
Cellular component (GO): plasma membrane; membrane
Source: RefSeq, marked reviewed
ACACUGCAGACGCACAUCAUCCAACCCCAGUGGUCCUGAAUAUACACCACACAUACUGUUCAGUUUUUAUCGAUUUGUUUAAUUUAAUAUUUUUCGUCUAGUAAGCUACAAUGUUUCUCAAAAAACACAAGUCAAAACUUUUGUUAGUUCCGAGAGAUGAAGAACAAGAAGAUGCAGGAAUUGUCGCAGUACUCACAGAUAGAAUCCCAAGUGUGCUUCUUGUCAGAUGGUUUGACCUUUUCUGCUUUGGAUUUGCAAUGUGCUCCUAUGCUCUUGAUUUUUUCUCGGAUAUAGGUAUUGCAAUCUUUCAUUUUUGGGCGGGAAGAUACCUCUCCGGGUCACUGGUCCUGGCUUUUGCAUUGCUACCUUCUGUGAUUAUUAACAUAAUUUCAAUGGUUUGGAUGCUCGAUGACGAGAUGCAUUGGAAAAGAAGAGCUCAUCCAAGAAGAACUGGAACAUUUGAGCUGAAUCAGAAAAGGUUUAUACCUUUAAGCAAAAUGAUCGUGCUGUGUAUUUGCCAGAUGGGACCACUCUUCUGGUACUACAAAGCUCUAUACUACGGAUGGAUGUUCAGAAAAAGUAGUAACGAAAACACUGAUGGAGAGAAGAGAAAAUGUUUCUCAAAAAUGGUUGAAGCUGAAAGGGAUGCAACAUUGUUAAGAUUCUUUGAAGCUUUUCUCGAAUCUGCUCCACAACUGAUCAUCCAAGGAUCAAUCGCUGCGAGCUACUUUCAAAAUUACUAUCAAACUGGCACAUAUCCUUAUUGGUUGUAUUUCCAAGCCGCAUCUCUAUUACUUUCAAUCAUUAGCAUUUCCUGGUCCGUCGUUGUUCAAAACCGCUCGUUACGAAUGAUUAGGGAUGACAAAGUCAAUAUUUGGCCACACGAAGCGGUUUUGCAGUUCUGUUGGAGAUUCCUCACGAUUUUAGCGAGGAUUAUCACACUUGUCGCAUUGGUGCUGAUAUUUGGUAUCAAUGUGGUACCUUUAAUAUCAGUUCAUUUAUUGGUUACGCUAGUUCACGUAAUUUUCCUUCAAGCAAUCCACAUAGAUGCGUGUACUCAUAUUGAGAAGCUGCUCCUUCUUAUCAAUACUUUCAUCCAUAUUUUUAUACCGUUCAAUAUGGUGGAAGGAAACACACGGUGGCGAUAUUUAACAGCCUAUUCUGUUGAGUUUAUUGAGAUGAUGUUAGUCUGCUGGCUUCUUCCAUUGUCAUUAAAUACAUUUCCGUAUAUUGAAAAAGUUCAAGUUGGCGUUCCAAUUUCAUUUAUAGCUGGUAUUGCAAUCAUGAUGAUGUAUUAUCAGUUUUUCCAUCCCAACAGACGGCAGCUAAUUGUUACGCAAUCACAAGAAGAUCUUAGUCUGAAUGUGCAGAAAUCCGUUGAGACGCUCACCCCGAAACUAGAAAGUUCAUUGGAAAUUAGUGGAGAACAAAAUACGAGUCAAGAUUUGGUAUCAGAAUUACUUCUUGAUGUGGAACAUGAAAAUUGAACAAACUAAAUUACGGUUACUGUUGUCGGAAAACGAGUUCAUUACUACAUAUUAUCAUAAAAAUUGAUAUUAAAUAAAUAAAUAAAUGCAAAGU